AUGAAAGUGGGCGAGACAGGAUACCUGAAACUGGCUGAUGCUAAGCUCGAUCCUGAAUGGCGGCAAGGAGUCGUCGUCGAUCGCUCUACGGAUGGAGCGUUGAAGAUUGCAGUCCGAAUCACUGCGGACGAGCAGCAUCACUGUGCUGCUUACUUCGGUUUCGAUGCAGGCAAGCGCCAUUUCAUAUUAGUAGCAGGCGGUGCUCGACAACUUGUUUCGGCAUGUCCCGAGCACCAUCUGGCCUUAGAGAUGAAGGCUUCAAAGCUGGUAGAGCAGGCAAGUUCUUUCCUCCAGAGUUGCCCGGCAGACACCAGCGAAGAGCAGGUGUUUGCGACCGCGUCGGAAGACUUAGACAACCCCAAGCCUACAGCGACCCGUGCUUCGGUCAGAACGCAGCAGAGGCCUGCACUCGACUUCGAGGACGGAGAGGACGACGAGUCUUCAAGUGCAGACUCGGGGUCGGGCGAGGAAGACCCUGUGAAAGUGUUGCUUCGGGCUCAAAAGAAGCUUCGCGAUUCUACUACAGACAGAGGACGAGGAAUCGCUGCUGCAACACUGGACAAGGGCACGAAGGGACGAAGCCGGUACCCGCUGCUGUCGACAGGGAGCAGCCGCAAGAAAGACGAGGACCACCAGGACUUGAAGACUGCGUUGCAGCAGGCUGCAAGUUCCACGGCAGUCGGUUCGGCAGACGACCCCCUCAAGACCCUUCUUACCCUCAAGGUGCUGGAGACUCUCAAGCCGAAGAAGAAGACUCGCAGGAGGAACCCGUCAAGCUCCGCUUCAAGUCUGAGCUCAAGUUCGGGAGGUCGGGACAGCCGCUCUGCAAAGGACAGGGGCGCCGCCAAGGCCCUCCGCCAGUACCACGAGUCGAAGCGUCGCAUGUUCAAGCGCCCUCUCAAACAUGUUCGACGCUACCUGAAGGAGGUGGAAGAGCAGCUGGGCGGCGGAGACGACAUCCCCUACCGCCUGGUAGAUUACACUCGCAAGAUCUAUUGGGGGAAACAGCGAACUCUCCAGAGGGUGCACGUCCUUCUUCACGAGAUCCUGCGCCUGAUGUUGCAGAAUCGCUUCGAGGAGGCUGCCCUGCAGACGGUUCUCAGUCUCCGAGCAGUGCACCAGUGCAGUCUCGACAACGGAAGGUGGGACCUCGCCUGGUUGCUCACUCACGUGGAAGACCCGUUUCAGAGGAGACGCUGGGGUGGAGAAACUCAGGAAGUCGAGGUCGUCGCCGCUUACGUCAAGGCUCUCGAAGACUUGGAAAAGAAGACUCGGCAGACGCGCUUCUUCGACGGCGUGCAGCAAGAGGAGGAGGAGCAGCCCGACGACAAGACGAGCAAGGGGAAGCCAAAGGGAGGAAAGGGCGGGCAGAAAGGUUCUGGCGAGAGUAUCGAUCUGUUAGCUCAAGAAUCCGGGCAGGUUCAUCCGUCCCACAGGAACGUGUUUGGCCGUGAGUUUGACGGCGCGCUCUUUCCAGACAUGGGGCUGACACCUGGGGUUAAGUAUGUGGAAGUGCACCGUCAGAUCUUGGCCGACGCACAGUGCAUGAGCCGUGAGAACACUUUGGAGUUCGGAAAGAUCAUCCCAGAACAGGACUUAGAGAAAACAACUUCGACCAGGUCCUUUUGA
Molecule: messenger RNA, 1629 nt
Organism: Symbiodinium necroappetens
Lineage: Eukaryota; Dinophyceae; Suessiales; Symbiodiniaceae
Source: the annotation of a GenBank genome assembly